This is a messenger RNA of Knipowitschia caucasica, 612 nucleotides long. The record is from the annotation of a GenBank genome assembly. Lineage: Eukaryota; Metazoa; Chordata; Actinopteri; Gobiiformes; Gobiidae.
AUGCUAACACUUUCGCGGCAUAACAUUGGAGUGCGUAAAUACGGCAAACACUUCCAGGCGAUCGCAGACGUGAUCGGGAACAAGACGGUGGGGCAGGUCAAGAACUUCUUUGUGAACUACCGGCGGCGCUUCAACCUGGAGGAGGUGCUGCAGGAGUGGGAGGCAGAGCAGGGGACCCGAGCCCCCAACGGAGACAGCGCCCCCGGUGGAGAGGAGGGCAAGAGCAGCACGCCAGCCUCAGGGAAGAGCACGGACGAGGAGGACGAGGAGGUCUCGUCAGGGGCCUCUCCAGCCGCCUCCUCUUCAUCCCUCCCCCCCUCCUCCUCCUCCUCCUCCUCCCUGCACCAGCCCCCCCCUCUCCUGCGCCCCUCCCUCCCCUCGGCCCCCGCGCUGCACCGCCACCCGCCGCCGCUGCAGCAGCAGGCGCGCUUCCUGCAGCCGCGCGCCGCUCUGCACCAGCCGCCGCCGCUGAUCCGACCCACGGGGACCGCCCCUCAGCCGCCGCGACUGAACCCCAGACCCCAGCAGACCUCCUCCUCCACCUCCUCCACCUCCACCUCCUCCACCUCUGCUGCUGCAUCAGGGAGCGCGCAGACGGAGACGACGCACUGA